Closterium sp. Naga37s-1 is the source of this 4512-nucleotide messenger RNA. NCBI's taxonomy places the organism in Eukaryota, Viridiplantae, Streptophyta, Zygnematophyceae, Desmidiales, Closteriaceae. The record is from the annotation of a GenBank genome assembly.
UUCCCCAUGGGCGCGGAUCCCGACACUGAGCGCGGGCCGCCGCCGGCGGAGAGCGCGUCCGCGGCGUCCACGGCGCUCCCGGCGGAACAUUCGGCGCAGGAUGCGGCGGGAGUUUCGCCAGUUGCAGACGAAAGCUCUCCGCUCUUGGAAGUGGGAGCGCAGGAGCAGGGGGAGGGAGGAUCGGCGGCGAAGGGCGACGGCGAGGAGGCGAACCUGGUGGCGGUAACAACGGGGGAGGAAAGCGGGGAGAACGCGACGGCGGCAACGGCGGUGGAGGAGGCUGAGACGGAGAAAACGGAGAAAGCGGAGAAGGCGGAGAAGGAGAAGGGGGAGAAGGGGGAUCCGAAGGAGGGCGCGGAGGCGGCGGGGAGUGUGCCGUACGGGCAGCUGUUCCGAUACGCGGACAAGUGGGACGUGGCGCUGAUGGUGGCGGGGUCGGUGGGCGCCAUCGCGCAGGGCAUCGCGCUGCCCAUGAUGGCGCUGCUGUUCGGCGACAUGAUGAACGCGUUCGGCUCUAAUGCCACCAGCAUGGACGCUAUGCUCGACCAGGUCGCCAAGGCGUCACUGAACUUCAUCUUCCUGGCACUAGCGGCUGGCGUCACGGCGUAUAUACAGACGGCGUGUUGGAUGAGCACGGGCGAGCGGCAGGCGGCGCGGCUGCGAUCGCUCUACCUGGAAUCAGUGCUGCGGCAGGAUGUGGGAUUCUUUGACACCAGCCUCAGCACGGGGGAGGUGGUGGGGCACAUGUCGGGGGACAUCGUGCUGGUGCAGGAGGCCAUGGGGGAGAAGGUGGCCACGUGCAUGCAGUUCCUGGCGCAGUUUCUCGGCGGCUUCGUGGUGGCGUUCAUAUCGGGGUGGCAGCUAGCUCUGGUGAUGCUGGCCACGCUGCCGCUGCUGGCGGUGGCGGGGGGAGUGAUCACAGUGGUGGUGCAGCAGUCCAGCAGCAAGGGCCAGCAGGCGUACACCGCUGCUGGCACCAUCGUGGAGGAGUGUGUGGGGGCCAUUCGCACCGUGGCGGCCUUCACAGCGGAGCGCAAGUCAGUCCAAGCGUACGCCGCCCACCUGCACGCGGCUUUCAAGGAGGGCGUGAAGCAGGGCCUGGCGAGCGGGUUCGGCUACGGGCUCACAAUCUUUGUCAUGUUCUGCUCGUACGCGCUGGCGCUGUGGUACGGGUCGAAGCUCAUUGCCGACAGCAGCUACACGGGUGGGAAGGUCUUCUCGGUGCUCUUUGGAGUGAUCAUCGGCGGCAUGUCCCUGGGCCAGGCCUCCCCCUCCUUUGCCGCAUUCGCCUCAGGCCGAGCAGCCGCCUACAAGAUAUUCCAAGUCAUUCAGCGCAUCCCCCCUAUAGACAGCUCCAGUCCCGCCGGCGAAACCCCUCCGGACUCCGAAGUAAAAGGCGAACUCGAGCUUCAAGACAUCGUCUUCGCAUACCCCUCCCGCCCCGACGUGACCAUUUUCAACGGGUUUUCCCUGAAGAUCCGCGCAGGGGAGACGGUGGCGCUGGUGGGGGAGAGUGGCAGCGGCAAGUCGACGGUGGUGGCGCUGGUGGAGCGAUUCUACGACCCGCAGAGCGGAGCCGUGCUGCUGGACGGCCGCAGCAUCGCCGCACUCAACCUGCGCUGGCUGCGCCAACACAUGGGGCUCGUCAGCCAGGAGCCCGCGCUCUUCAAUGUGUCGAUCCGGGAUAAUAUUGCUUAUGGGAAGGGCGGAGGGGAGGCGUGGGGAGGGGGUGGAGGGGGAGAGGGAGAGGGGAAGCUGGGGAGUGGGGUGAGUGAUGAGGAGGUGAAGGAGGCGGCGCGGGCUGCCAACAUUCACGAGUUUAUUGAAUCGCUUCCAGAUGGCUACAACACUCUCGUGGGCGAGCGCGGCACGCAGCUCUCAGGCGGGCAGAAGCAGCGGGUGGCGAUAGCGCGGGCGAUCCUGAAGGACCCGCGGGUGCUGCUGCUGGACGAGGCGACGUCAGCUUUGGACGCGGAGAGCGAGAAGGUGGUGCAGGCGGCCUUGGAGCGAGUCAUGGUCGGCCGCACCACCGUUGUCGUUGCCCACCGCCUCUCCACCGUGCGCGGCGCCGAUCGGAUCGCUGUGUUGAGCCGAGGGAAGGUGGUGCAGGAGGGGAAGCACGAGGAGCUGAUGAAGGAAGGGGGGGCGUAUCUGCAGCUGGUGAAGCUUCAGGAGAUGGCUGGGAGUGGGAGGGAGGGAGGGGCGGAGGGUGGGAGUGACGGGGAGGGUGGGAAGGUGGGUGGUGCGGGCGGUGUGGCAGGAGCGGGGGCGGGUGGUGGGGAAGAGGGGAAGGCGGGGAAGGAAGGGAGUUUGGAAGAGACGAGCAGCAGCAGCAGUGCUGAUGGCGAUGAGGAUGAGGAUGAUGACGAGGAGGAGGAGGAGGAGACAGAAGGAGAGGGAGAGGGAGAGGGAGUGGGGGGAGAGGAGGCUGGGGAGGCGGGCAAGGGGGGAGGCACGGGGACAGACCCAGAGCAGGGCGAGAAGGAAGGCGCAGGAGAGAAGGCCAGGAGGGAGAAAGCGGAGAAGAAGGAGAAGAAGAAGCAGAAGAAGAAGGAGAAGAAGGAUAAGAAGAGGAAGAAGCGGUCUCCGUUCCUGCGCCUGGCCAUGCUGAACAAGCCCGAGUGGCCAUAUGCGCUGUCAGGCACGGUGGCAGCGGCCAUACAGGGCGUCAUCCUGCCCUUCUUCGCCCUCAUCCUCUCCCGUAUCAUCACCGUCUUCUAUAACCCAGACAUUUCCAAGAUGCGCAGCGACGCGGACUUCUGGUCGCUCAUGUUUGUCAUUCUGGCCGUGGUGGCGUGGGUCUCGCGCACGCUGCAGACCUUCCUGUUCAGCGUGGCGGGGCAGCGCCUCAUCUGGCGCAUCCGCCGCAUGUGCUUCCACUCCGUGCUGCGCCAGGAGAUGGCCUGGUUCGACCGCGAUGAGAACUCCAGUGGCGCCAUUGGCUCGCGUCUCUCCUCAGACGCCACCCACGUGCACUCCAUAGUGGGCGACCGGCUCUCCCUAGCCGUGCAGAACGCAGCGACGCUCGUGGCGGGUCUCAUCCUGGCGUUCUCGUCCUCGUGGAUCCUCUCCUUCAUCGUGCUCGCCCAGCUGCCGCUCAUCGCUGCCGGCUCCGUCUUUCAGAUGAAGAGCCUCCAGGGCUUUGCUGAUGAUGCCAAGCAAGCGUACGAGGCAGCGACGCGCAUAGCAUCGGAUGCAGUGGGUGCCAUGCGCACAGUGGCAUCGUUUGCAGCAGAGGGCCGAGUCAUGGCACUCUACCGCGCCACUACUGUCGCCCCUGUGAAGGCAGGGCUGCGCAAGGCACAGGUCAGCGGAGCGGGCUUUGGCUUUGGGCAGUUCUGUCUCUUUGCCGUCUAUGGCUUCUCCUUCUGGUGCGGCGGGCAGCUCGUCAAGAUCGGCCAGGCUGACUUCCAAUCCGUCUUUCAGUCGUUCUUUGCAGUGGUAUUCACAGCAAUGGGAGUGGCACAGACGGCCAGUCUAGCGCCCGACAUGGCAACAGCACAGGCAGCAGUGAAGUCCAUCUUCAAGCUGCUGGACCGCCGUUCCCGCAUCGACCCGGAGGGGAAGGGGGAGCGCCCGGAGGAGGGCGUGGGGGGCGAGGUGCAAUUCCAGGGAGUGGUGUUUGCGUACCCGUCCCGCCCGCACCUCACGGUGCUGCAGGAUUUUACGCUCACGAUUCCGGCUGGCAAGACGGUGGCGCUGGUGGGGGAGAGUGGCAGCGGCAAGUCGACGGUGGUGGCGCUGGUGGAGCGCUUCUACGACCCGCAGAGCGGAGCCGUGCUGCUGGACGGCCGCAACAUCGCCGCACUCAACCUGCGCUGGCUGCGCCAACACAUGGGGCUCGUCAGCCAGGAGCCCGCACUCUUCAACAUCUCCAUCCGCGACAAUAUCGCCUACGGCCGCGCUGCCACCUAUGUUCCGAGCGGCGGAGCCGCUGCUGGUGAUGGUGCUGAUGCCGAUGGUGCUGGUAAGAAGGGCUGUUGGAGCCUUGGUGACAGUAAGGGAACCCGGGAUUCGAAGCGCAGCCGUGAUUUUAGGAUGAGUAGGGAGAGUGCGGGGAGUGGUGCGGAUGGGAGGGAGGAGGAAGAGGAGCUGGAAGCCGUGACUGAGACUGAGAUUGUUGAAGCUGCCAAGUCUGCCAAUGCCCAUGCGUUCAUUUCCACUCUUCCCGACGCAUACGACACGCUGGUAGGCGAGCGCGGCACCCAGCUCUCCGGAGGCCAGAAGCAGCGGGUGGCGAUCGCGCGGGCGAUCCUGAAGGACCCGCGGGUGUUGCUGCUGGACGAGGCGACGUCUGCCUUAGACGCGGAGAGCGAGAAGGUGGUGCAGGCGGCCUUGGAGCGAGUCAUGGUCGGCCGCACCACCGUUGUCGUCGCCCACCGCCUCUCCACCGUGCGCAGUGCGGACUGCAUUGUUGUGAUGCAGAAGGGGCGCGUGGUGGAGCAGGGUACCCAUGACGAGCUUCUCGCGAAGAAGGGCGCGUAUCACUUGUUGGUCUCAGCGCAACGGUAA